GAAAGCUGCGCCGGCCACUUCUACGGCAGCCACGUCGGUCCUGGAGACCACGGCUAUGUCCACCACGGGGGACACGGCGGGUUCAAAGGUGACCUCGGCGGCGACGUCAAACAUAACGUCGAAGGCACCCUCGACAGCAUCGUCGAGCGUUACGUCAAAGGUACCCUCAAAGGGCUCGUCCAAGGAGUCUGCACGGGUGUCGCCCUCGACGGUUGCGCCCAAGGCGUCUUCUGCGUCAGAGGAACCACUUGCGGAACCGGAAGCAGUGUCAGCCAGCAACGCGGCCAUGGAGGCAUUGCGCAACCUGAAGACGUUGGCGAGAGGCGGCACUCCGGCCUCUUACGUGGACUCCGUCGGCGCUCGAGGCCACUACGUCAGAGCCGUGGUGGCGGCCUGCCUCUGUUCGUGCGCUGCCGGCACCGCGCUGGGCUUCGCCUCGGCGGCCAUGCCUUCCAUCGAAGACGAGCCCUGGUACCAUUUAGAGAAGGUGCCGCCCCAGAACAGAUGGGUCGUCGACAUUCUCUCGUUCGGUGCCGCCAUCGGGGCCAUGCUGUCGGGGUUACCGUUGUGGGUGCUGGGCAGCCGGAGGACGCUUCUUCUGUGCGUUCUGGUAGCGGCUGUCUCGUGGGUCGUGCUUGCCACGUCUUUCGAUACCGUCACGCUCCUGGCAGCCAGGGCUGCGUGUGGCCUGUGGUUGGGCGUCACCAACAUCGGCGUCAGCCUGUACGUGGCCGAGGUGGCGCCAACGGAAAAGAGGACCUUCUACGUGGGUCUCGCCGAGGUCGCUACGAGCAUUGGUAUUAUGGCGAGCUACACCUUGAGCCGUCUCUCGUGGCGGCUGCAAGCGACCAUCUGGACCCUGGUGCAAUUACCACCACUUCUGGGCUCGCGGCGGUACCUGGUCGAGAGUCCACGCUGGCUCCUGCUCUGGGGACGUUCGGACGAGGCAGGCGUGGCCGCAGGCCGGCUCUACGGGUUGUACAUACCUCCAGAGCUGAGGCCGGGACGCCUUCAAGAUCCCGACGCCAAACCACCGAGUUCAUGCAGAGUGCAUAUCAGGCUGGUAUCAGUGGGCGCCAUUGCGUAUUCGUUCCAUGAAUACUGACAUCACUUUGUGGGCCGUGAGAUAGCCAGCUAUUGCAUCAGGCUGCUAGCAGUUUGUUCAAAUUUGUUUUAAAUUUUGCAACGGUCACGAAUUAGGC
Dermacentor andersoni is the source of this 1202-nucleotide messenger RNA. RefSeq lists its product as uncharacterized. Gene Ontology annotation, biological process: transmembrane transport. Gene Ontology annotation, molecular function: transmembrane transporter activity. Gene Ontology annotation, cellular component: membrane. Lineage: Eukaryota; Metazoa; Arthropoda; Arachnida; Ixodida; Ixodidae. The record is from RefSeq and is a predicted model, not a curated record.